AUGGAAGUUUCAGUUGUGGAAUCAAGCAUGAGGAAGCGAGAAACAGAAGUAACCGGCGAAGGCAGUGGGAGGAGAGAUGUUAGGUCCGUGAAGAAGGAGGAAAAGCAGAAGAAUAAAGGCGUAGCUGACUCCGUUCAAAUCGAAGAGCCACUACCGACUCAGGAAGAAGAACAGGGAAUUUCUGAUCGGAGGAUUCUCAGAUCUCAGUAUCUCGCUCUAAUCAACAAAAUCAGUGAUUCUAAAGAUGAUUUGACAAGUGUUGAUUCUGACAAAUUCUCCAGAAUUUUCAGUGAAUUUGAGAACCUGCAUCAGAGAGUUCAGAAGCCAAGAGAGCAAGUUGCAGAUGCAGAGGCGUUUCUUGAUAUAGCAAACACCAUUAUGUCUUCUGUCAAGUCUCACUCUGCUAAUGGGGUUUCUCCGGCUGAGUUUGUUAAUGCUUUAGUCAAUGGGUUUGGUCAGGCUUCUUUACGGAUUGAUGAGACUUCUCCUGUAUCUAUAAAAUGGAAGGAUCUUGGCCUUGCUGUCUGCUCUACAGUUUUUAUAUCAUGUGGUUGUUCCACAAUGUUGGGACCUUUGGACACUGAACUGAAGGAAAGGAAAAGGGCAGUCUACAGAAAACGUACAAAGCCUGGUGAAGGCGAACGUCCAGAGGAGGUAGAUGAUACACAGUCAGAAGAGAAAACUGAUACAGACAAGAAUAUGGCGGUAAUGUUCAACAUUUUACGGCAAAAGAAGCGCGUGAGGCUUGAAAACUUUGUGCUCAACAGAAGAUCAUUUGCGCAGACUGUAGAGAAUCUGUUCGCUCUAUCUUUCUUGGCCAAAGACGGACGAGUAGAGAUCAUUGUUGAUAAGAAUGGUUCUCAUUUUGCCUUGCCGAGAAACGCACCCGCUGCAAACCUGGUGAUGUCAGGGGAAGUCAUCUAUAACCAUUUUGUGUUUAGACUAGAUUUCAUAGACUGGAAGCUGAUGUCUCAACUGGUGCCGAUGGGAGAAGAGCUAAUGCCACACAGAGAAACUGCAACCGCUUCAUCGUCUUGUCCCUCUGCAUCAGCAGACUUCUCAAAAGAUUCUCAGACAACGCCAAUAAGAAAACUUUCGAGAAACCGAGGUUUUGUUGUUCAAGAAGACACUGUUGUUGAAGAUUCUCCUGACAUUGAGAGCGUUGGAACUCGAAAGAGAUUUAAGCGGAGACUCGCUUGA
Eruca vesicaria subsp. sativa (arugula) is the source of this 1200-nucleotide messenger RNA. The record is from the annotation of a GenBank genome assembly. Lineage: Eukaryota; Viridiplantae; Streptophyta; Magnoliopsida; Brassicales; Brassicaceae.